CUCUUGGGAGGAUAUCGAAACUUGUCCAAGCGACGCCGGAUCGAGCAACUUUGAGGGGAGUUACGCCGGUCGCCUGAGUUUAGGAUACCGACGGAUCAUCUAUCUAGUCGUUAGAUUGUGUUGGUCCAGGAGUUCCUAUUUGUUUCUUUAUCUGUAAGGAAAAAGUGUUUAACUGGUGUUUGUUGGGAACCGGUCGCUGGAGAUGGGGUUUCUGGUUACUACCCUAAUUUUUGUAGUUGUUGGAAUCAUUGCAUCACUCUGCACCAGAAUCUGCUUCAACAGAGGGCCCUCUACGAAUCUGUUACACCUAACGCUAGUUAUUACUGCAACGGUGUGCUGUUGGAUGAUGUGGGCAAUUGUGUAUCUGUCACAAAUGAGGCCCCUCAUCGUCCCCAUUUUGAACGAAACUGAAUGAUCUUCCCUAAGAGAACCGUAUGCGACCGCUAUGAAAAGCUUCAGGUUCUAAAAUGGAACCCCAAGUGGAAGAGCAGUGAAUAACAUUUUUUGGUGAACGCAGAAAUACCCAAACUAUAAUUUUGAGCCAAUUUUUUUGUGUAUUCAUUCUUUAUUGAUAAAACAGCCUUCAAACUUACGGUCAUAUUGUGCUAUAGUUGCUGUCAUUAGGUUGUAGGAGUCGAUAUCAUAGGUUUGGAGGUUUAGAUUUUUUAUUUAAAUAAUAUACUACGUGUUUUUUCGGGGAAAUAAGUGUGCUAUAUUUGCUUGU
Andrographis paniculata is the source of this 724-nucleotide messenger RNA. RefSeq names its product V-type proton ATPase subunit e1-like. Lineage: Eukaryota; Viridiplantae; Streptophyta; Magnoliopsida; Lamiales; Acanthaceae. The record is from RefSeq and is a predicted model, not a curated record. Gene Ontology annotation, biological process: proton transmembrane transport. Gene Ontology annotation, cellular component: proton-transporting V-type ATPase, V0 domain. The transcript has 4 exons. Bases 203 to 415 code for a protein of 70 amino acids. Gene Ontology annotation, molecular function: proton-transporting ATPase activity, rotational mechanism.